AUGGCUUUGCGGCGCGCCAAUGCCAUGGACAUUGACCUCCCCAGUGAGGGUGAAUCUGUGGUUAGUCUACCCUCCCAAGACGACUCUGGGAGUGAUGCUGAAGUAGAAACGUCUUGGAUUUGCAGUUGCAAGACUGCGUGCGUCAAGCCCGGCAGUGAUUUGCUGAACUUUUGCAAAGUCACACGCGAAAGCUUGCAGAAGCUUGACCGGGAGCUGCACCGGAAAAGGGUUUGGCUCAUGUUGCGUGAGCUGCGUGUCUACAAGAAGGUGGAGCGCGGGUACCAGCUGAUGGACACACCUGUGUGCCGGAGGAUCUUUCAGAAGGCUUGCUGCGUGGGGCAUACCACAGUGAAGCAGUUCCUCAAAACUGUUCACCUUGAUGGUCCUCCGCCUGAUGCCAGGAAACGUGGGCUCCAUUGCCACGCCAACCUGACAAAGAUGACACCCGAGCAGCAAGAUGUCUCCAAGUUUUUCUACCACGCCUGGUCCAACUACGCCAUGCACAUCCCCACUGAGCUCGGAGCAGAUUCGGAGACUCCUCGUGCUGUGCAAAUUUGUGUUGAGGAAGAGCUGGAGGAUUGCGAGGAGGACAGUCAGAAGACUUUGCGCCUCGAUGAUGUGAAGGCAGAAGACCUUGGUCCAGAUUCCGCUUUGACAGUGGAUGGCAAGCGCUACUUGCCGCAUAUGUCUUGGCAGGAAUUCUAUGAGAUGUAUGCAAAUUGGAGUGAGAAGCCCUGCCAUCGCACCAGCUUCAAGCGCUACUAUGAUGAGUCUGAGUGGAAGACCAAGCUCAAGAUAGCUGAUUCCCAACACCAUGGGAAAUGCACGACAUGCGAGAAGUUGAAGAUGAUGAGAAGCAAGGCUGUCUGUGAGACCCAGGCAAAACAAAUCUCCGAGGCACACAGCCAGCAUGUUGCGAGUGUCAUGGACGAUCGACAAGCCGAUACCAUCGCAGAACAGAUGGGUUGGAACUCCACGGUCCCCGGCGCCAAGGGCUAUGUGUAUGAAAGGAGCCUGCUGAAUUGGACACAGGACGGAAUGGAUCAGGCGAAGUUCAAAGUUCCGAGGAACUUUGAAAUGGCCAAGACGCUGCAGGACAGCUGGCGACCUCAGAUAUCAUGCCAUGGCGUGACAGUCGAUGGCGUUGGCAAGUUCUUGUUUCUUGCAGAUAUGGAUGUUGGUAAGGGUGGAGAUGUUCAAACCACGGUCACGGCCAGAGCCUUGGAAGUUGUGAGUGAGCGCCUUCGUGAACGUGGAUUGUCGAUGCCGGCGCACUGGAGAUGCGUCAGUGACAACGCCAGCUCCGAAUCCAAGAACAACACCCUGGUCAAGUUCAUGGCAGUGCAAGUUGCUUUGGGGCAUGUCAACUCUGUGACCAUGGCUCAGGGCCGGGUUGGCCACACGCAUAACCGGCAAGAUGCUGCCUUUUCGCAGGUGGCUGUUUCCUUGAAUAGAGCCAAAGUCUUGGAGGAUCCUGAAUCCUUUCGGCACCAGAUUCUGCAGACCUUGCCUGGUUACCACGUUGAGCUCUUGCAUGGGGCAGAAAACUUUCGAGCGUGGCUGCAUCCUCUGGGUGCGAAAAUGAGUGGCCUCAAUCAAACCGCUGCAGCCACCAAGAACAACAUGGAAGCCAUUCAUUGCUGGAAGCUGGUUCGCCGAGACAUGUUGCCGAAGGAUUGGCAGGAACAAAUUGAAACGCCAGACUGGCUGAAGCAUUUGGAUCCGCAUGGCAGAGAUGUCAUUCUUCUUCCAAAGCUGUACAUGGCAAGCCGAUCCUUGGUGCCAUUCUCCAUCCGGCAAAGCCAAGAAUUUCUCAAGACCGCAGCGCUGAUGAAGGAAUGGGGCUACCAGUGUGCAUGUGAAUAUUUGCAGACCUUGGUCGAAAACAACAAGGCAAAGAAAUCUCUGUCAUGGAAGUGCCCGGACAUUCAGUUCGUGUUUGCAGGCAUGGAUACGGCUGCGAAGCCUGGGCCUGACGUUGAUUUGGAUGACCAACUGUCAUUUGCCUUUGUUUUCACACAGCCCUUGGGUCUGAAGGUAUUGAAAGAUGCUGGGCAGCUGCAGCCUCGUCGAAUCGAUGAAUCCUCUGCUGUCCAAGGAGCGCCGCAGGGCCAUGCUGUGUUGGAAAAAGGAGCUCCUCCAGGACAGCACGUUGCUGCCGCCCCAGCUGCGCCUGCAGCCGUGCCGGUUCAGCCCAAAGCAAAGGCAACAGCCAAGGCAUCGCCUAAAGGACGAGGGCGCGGCCGAGGUAUGCGGCGGCCUGCUGCUGCUUCGGAAGCUAUUGGAUCAGCUGGUCAACCUGAUGAGGCACAACCAUCUGCUGCAGUGCCUGGUGUCGUCGUUGGUGGCAAGCGCCGCCGGAUCUCUGUUCCUGAAGGUGUAGCGCUGGGAUGUGGAAAGUGUAAGCAGGACGCAUUUGGCUGUACCACCUGCCGUCCAAAGGCAGGCCUGGUCGAAACCAGCAAAGGCGUUUGGGUCAAGAAGGACUGA
Molecule: messenger RNA, 2490 nt
Organism: Cladocopium goreaui
Lineage: Eukaryota; Dinophyceae; Suessiales; Symbiodiniaceae
Source: the annotation of a GenBank genome assembly